AUGUCCUACCCGCAGUUCGGGUAUCCGUACUCCUCUGCACCCCAGGAUGGGCUGGGCCCCACGUGGCUGGAGGAGGCCAGGCCCGUGCAGGCCCCCCACGGGAAGGAACGCGAGGUCCCAAGGACAUGCGGCACGCCUUCCUGGGCGGUGCGAGGGGCGGAUGGAGGCCCAGGACCCAGCCUGGCGCGCGGGUGCUCCGCCCUUCCUCGCGGCCCCUCUCUCCCCCAGUUCCUGAUGACCACCAACUCCCUGAGCACGUGCUGCGAAUCGGGUGGCCGAACUCUGGCCGACUCCGGGCCGGCCGCUUCCCAGGCGCCCGUCUACUGCCCGGUCUACGAGAGCCGGCUGCUGGCCACCGCGCGCCACGAGCUCAACUCAGCCGCGGCGCUUGGCGUCUAUGGGAGCCCCUACGGUGGUUCUCAGGGCUACGGCAACUACGUGACCUACGGCUCCGAGGCGUCCGCCUUCUACUCGCUGAACAGCUUUGACUCCAAGGACGGGACAGGAUCUGCGCAUGCGGGCCUCGGGCCCGCCGCCGCCGCCUACUACCCGUACGAGCCGGCGCUGGGCCAGUACCCGUAUGACAGGUACGGGACCAUGGACAGCGGCACGCGGCGGAAGAACGCCACGCGCGAGACCACCAGCACGCUCAAGGCCUGGCUGCAGGAGCACCGCAAGAACCCCUACCCCACCAAGGGCGAGAAGAUCAUGCUGGCCAUCAUCACCAAGAUGACCCUCACGCAGGUCUCCACCUGGUUCGCCAACGCGCGCAGGCGCCUCAAGAAGGAGAACAAGAUGACUUGGCCACCAAGGAACAAGUGCGCGGAUGAGAAGCGGCCCUACGGGGAGGGCGAGGAGGAAGAGGGGGGCGAGGAGGAAUCCCGGGAGGAGCCGGUCAAGAGCACCAAGAAGGAAGAGCUGGUUGGCAAGGAGGAGAAGGAUCUGGAGCUCAGCGAUUUGGAGGACUUCCACUCACUUGAGGCAGAGCCCCCCGAGUGUGAGCUGAAACCACCCUUCCAGCCCCUGGACGGCAGCCUGGACCGAGUCCCCACUGUGCCCCAUGGCCCCAGUGCCCUGGGAAAGGAGGCCUCCAGCGCCCUCCAGAUGCCGCUGGCCGCCGGUGGUGAGGCCUCCCUGGACCAGCACCUGGAGCGGGCCCGGAGCUGCCUCCGGAGCGCAGUGGCCGGGCCAGAACAGCAGCCGGGCCCGGGGGGCGGCCCGCAGGCCUGUGAGGCCAAGCUGGGCUUUGCGCCAGCUGGGCCCACCACGGCGGGCCUAGAGGCCAAGCCUCGCAUCUGGUCCCUGGCGCAUACGGCUACCGCCGCCGCUGCCGCCACUGCACUGAGCCAGACUGAGUUUCCGUCGUGCAUGCUCAAGCGCCAAGGUCCUGCAGCCCCUGCCGCCGCCUCCUCGGCGCCUGCUUCGUCUUCGCCUGCGGCCCCGGCCCCCGCCAGUGCCCUGGACAGGAACCAGGACUCCCCAGUAACCAGUCUCAGAAACUGGGUGGACGGGGUCUUCCACGACCCCAUCCUCAGGCACAGCACUUUGAACCAGGCCUGGGCCACCGCUAAGGGCGCCCUGCUGGACCCAGGGCCGCUGGGACGCUCGCUGGGGGCGAGCGCCAACGUGCUGACGAUGCCCCUGGCGCGCGCCUUCCCUUCCGCUGCACCCCAGGACGCCUCCGCCGCCGCCAAGGAGCUGCUGGCCUUGCCCAAGGCCAGCAGCAAGCCCUUCUGCGCCUAACCCGGCCAGGGCGCCUGAGCAAGGAGGGAGCUGGCGCUCAGGCCGCAUGCUCCUAGGUCCCAGACUCUUUUUCUACCGGGUUUCCAAAGCAAGGCCUGAGCGCUGCAGAGCUCAGGCCACCAACCACCCUAGAAGAAGCAUCUGAACUCUGUCCUGGGCCACAGACGAGCCCCGGCACUGUUGGGCCACAUCUGCCCAUCCCACCUGGACAAGAGCCGUCCCGGCCACUCCUCAAACUCGGGAGCCGGUGGAUAAGGCUGCUCUCAAAGCAGAAGGGAGCCGCCCUGAAGCAUAAAGUUUACGUCCAAAAGUUUACAUGGAGAAGACAUUUCAGCCCUGGGACUGCUGUUUUGCUGUCUCCCUUUGGGUUUGGGCAUGCCGGUGUUCGUGAUGGAAACUCAGCCUGCUGCCCUUCCGACUUCAUCCUCAGCACGUAAUCCCCACCAACACACUUCCACCGAGUUUACACUAUUGCACACUCCUAACUCGAUAAAAUUGUGUUUUUUUAAAUGUAUGUUCACACCAAUAACUGCCUGCUUCAGAGGCUAAUAUAACAAAACCAAUAAAACCAAGUG
Diceros bicornis minor is the source of this 2318-nucleotide messenger RNA. RefSeq names its product iroquois homeobox 4 (gene IRX4). Gene Ontology annotation, cellular component: nucleus. NCBI's taxonomy places the organism in Eukaryota, Metazoa, Chordata, Mammalia, Perissodactyla, Rhinocerotidae. Gene Ontology annotation, biological process: cell development; regulation of transcription by RNA polymerase II; neuron differentiation. Gene Ontology annotation, molecular function: RNA polymerase II cis-regulatory region sequence-specific DNA binding; DNA-binding transcription factor activity, RNA polymerase II-specific. The coding region runs from base 1 to 1743 and encodes 580 amino acids. The record is from RefSeq and is a predicted model, not a curated record. The transcript has 5 exons.